ACAAGGAGUGUAAUGUGUCUGUCAUGGAUGAAAAUCGGCAAGAGUGGAUGAUUACAUUGUAUGAUUUGGACAACAAUGGGAAAAUAACCAGAGAGAAUAUGUUGAGCCUGAUGCAAACGAUCUGUGAGGUGGUUGAGGCAUCAGUCAAACAGCUGGUGCUUAGCAAUGCCACAACCCUGCGUGUGAAGCUGAGUGUCACUCCAUUAACUGGCAGAAAAGGCAACAGAAACGAUCGGGAUGCUGGAAUGUCUCAAAAUGAGCGGGAUCAAAUGGAGGAUGCAGUACGGUGUGCAGAGAUCCUUCAUUCUCAGAUCAGACAACUGAACUCGGAUCACUUGGGUGUUUCGGAGAGGAAGCACUACUCUGUAGAUGAAAACACAGAACCUCCAGAAACAUGUGCUGAGGAGCAGCCUCAGGACGGCUCUUCCUAUAACCAUCAUCGUCGCUCUCAACCUGAGACCUGCAGCCCUGCGGAGUCAUCUGGAAAAUCCAUUCCUUUCCUCAGGUCACUCCGCAACCGCAGCAAGUCUGUCGGUUAUAGUGGAGCCUCAACCAAACCCAGCAAGCUCCAUAGGCAUCACCCUAUGACCUGGUGCCAUCCAUCUCAACAGCAGCAGCAGCAGCAACCUCUGCUGUACAGCUCCAGCAAACGCACCCGAGCACGAGCCCGUGAGACUGCAUCACCUUCCAGAAGUAACCAUGACAGAGAAUUACAGCCUGGGCCAGCUGUUCCUCCUGGGGGUUUUAUGCCUGUUCCUCAAAGACAUGAACACCAUCAUCAUCAUGAGCACCACCAUCACCACCAUUACCACCCUACAUAAGAGUUCUGAAAACUCCUGAAUGACUGACCGAGUAGCAAACUCUCAUAAGCAGUGUUAUUUAUUUUUUUGUAAAAACAAACAUGCAGGUGGUUCAUCUGCCAAACACACAAAGCUGGAUUAUUUCAGCAAUAAAAGGGGCUGAACCACUUUUUUUCAAUGAUAUGAGACCUGCACAAAAAUAUAAUCCCGGUCAGUAGAACGAGUCUGCAUUCAUUAUGUUGGUAUGCAGCUCCUCCAUGUGGUUAUAAAUGGAAUAGUCCAAACUGGUUUCAUCCCUAGAUUAUAGUGCAUUUAAAUGGAGGAUUUUCCUUUUUGGUCUGGAAAACUUGUUAGUAUAUGGUUAAUUCUAAAAUAUAAUGAUUGUAAUAUUUGUGUGUGUGUAACACACUUUUUUCCCUCAGGAAUGUGCUUGCUAGACUAUGUAGAUAUGACCACUCCUAUUGUAUGUUAUGUUUAUCACUGUUCCCAUUAAUGUAGUUAAGUCAGCUUGCUUAUUAUAAUCAUAGGCUGCAAUCAGUGUUUUUUUUCUAAAAGGUAGUCUUUUCAAUCAUAUUGCAUGUUUAUGUUCUGAAUAGAGCUGCUAAUAUUAUAUUAGAA
Sinocyclocheilus grahami is the source of this 1418-nucleotide messenger RNA. RefSeq names its product protein naked cuticle homolog 2-like. Bases 24 to 821 code for a protein of 265 amino acids. The record is from RefSeq and is a predicted model, not a curated record. Gene Ontology annotation, molecular function: calcium ion binding. The transcript has 5 exons. Lineage: Eukaryota; Metazoa; Chordata; Actinopteri; Cypriniformes; Cyprinidae.